UCUCCAUUGAACUGGUCUCUGGGCAGAGCCCCCACGUCGCGAGGUCCUGUGGUUUCUGGGCCACUACCCGCAGCCGUUCCCCUUGCGGGAACAGUUCUAUCCGGACCCUGUGGCCAUAAGCCCUCGGAGUCAGCCCUAACCAGUCUAGGAUGGCUGCCUUCACCAAUGGAUAGGAGUCUGCCUGCUCAUCGCUCACUGCCUGGCUCCAGGAGGUAGAAAACAAGAUGCCCUCACUGCUGAAAUGGUCUUCUCUGCCAGUGGCAGGCAUGGUCUCGGAGUUGAAGUUUCCAGUUCCUUGGGGCCACAUUGCAGCCAAGAGCUGGGGAUCCCCGCAAGGCCGUCCUGUGCUCUGUUUGCAUGGCUGGCUGGACAAUGCCAACACCUUCAACAGACUCAUCCCAUUGCUCCCUAAAGAUUACUAUUACAUGGCAAUGGAUUUUGGGGGCCACGGCCUGUCAUCCCACCGGCCUGCGGGCUUUCCUUACCACUUCCUGGACUACGUGAGCGAGAUCCGCAGGGUGACAGCAGCCUUGAAGUGGAGUCGAUUUACUCUAAUGGGCCACAGUUUGGGUGGGACUGUUGCAGGAAUGUUCUCCUGCAUUUUCCCUGAGAUGGUGGAUAAGCUGAUCCUGGUGGAAUCUUAUGGCUUCUUCCCAGCUCCUCAGGGUCAGGACAAAGGCCCAGGAUUAGGUAGGCAAAGGAAGCUGAACUCCCCUCUUCCCUCUAGAGAUGGGCCAUCCAAGUCAGAGGAAAGUGACGCAUGGCUGAAUUCUAAGAGGAAGAUGAUUGAAAGUCUCCUGAGUCUGGAGGAGAACAAGCACCAGUCCCCUAAAGUACGCAGCCCCCAAGAAGCGCUGCAGAGGCUAUUACAAGCCAACAGCCACCUGACAGAGGAGAGUGGGAGGAUCUUACUGCAGCGAGGAGCGACUGAGGUGCCGGGAGGUCUGGUGUAUAACAGAGACAUGAGAGCCCUUACGCACAAUCAAGACUCCCUGACUCUGGAGCAGUGUGUGAGCUUCUUGAACAAAAUCCAGGCCAGUGUCCUAAUGAUCAUAGCACAGGAUGGAAUUUUUAAUGCUGAAGCUGAAAACCCCAGCCGGUACUUUGUGAAACCCCUGCAGGAAGCAUUCCAAUCCAACCUGAAGCACUUCCAGUUAGCUGAGGUGACGGGGAAUCAUUUUGUCCACCUGAAUGAGCCUGAAGUAGUGGCUGGGCUCAUCAACAUCUUCCUGAAAAGGGACCAGAGCUCCAAAGCCAGGCUGUAGCCUGGAUUCCUGCAUCAGGGCUUGGCUACCAGCUUUCCAGGGCAGACAGCAGCAGUGACAAAAGAGGACAAGGAGCUUAAUAUAGCCGCGCAUGCGAGACGAGACAGCACCGUUACUUGGCUGGGCCCUGAAGUUUUGCUCAUUACAUGAUUUUCAUCCCUCUCUUGAGCCCAGUGGCUUGGAAUGGCAAAAGAACCUGUCUCAGCAAACAGGCACAGAGGACUCUCAAGGAAGAGCUGUUCAAACGGCGACAGGGAGGAGUCCCACCUCAUACCUCCACUUUACAUGUUACAACAGCAGCUUCCGGAUUUAAGGCCCACUUCCCUGUUAAACCUGGUGCAGUUUCAGCAGCAGGAAGCAAACCCCCUUGCUUCAUUUUGGUGAUGUGCUGCCUUGGAAGGGACUGGGAGGGGUAAGCCAGGCACUUCCCCACCACCCACAGCUUAUAAUAGAUAUGUUUAUAUAUGCAUGAGAAGUGAGUUCUUUGAUACUGUAUGACACUUCACCUCUCUUCACCUGGUACCUGCCUCCUAUAACAAUUCUGCAUCUCUCGUUUCAUUGAGCAUUUUAGCCAGGAGUGACAUGAAUGUAUUCUGGCACUAGUCGGUGC
Messenger RNA from Mauremys reevesii (Reeves's turtle), 1875 nucleotides. It is a transcript of the gene SERHL2, whose product is annotated as serine hydrolase like 2. NCBI's taxonomy places the organism in Eukaryota, Metazoa, Chordata, Testudines, Geoemydidae. The record is from RefSeq and is a predicted model, not a curated record. Bases 225 to 1265 code for a protein of 346 amino acids. The transcript has 14 exons.